This is a messenger RNA of Anopheles cruzii, 2248 nucleotides long. RefSeq lists its product as uncharacterized. Lineage: Eukaryota; Metazoa; Arthropoda; Insecta; Diptera; Culicidae. The transcript has 4 exons. Bases 136 to 2085 code for a protein of 649 amino acids. The record is from RefSeq and is a predicted model, not a curated record.
AAACGAAAAUUGGCGUCGCUUCGCUUCAGAUCGUAUCAAACUGUUCCCGCUAAUUGCGCCGCAAAUUGUUGAAUUUUGUGAAAGUUUCGUUUUCAAAUCAUCAUCCGCUCAGCGGAAACUACUGUAAGCUGCACAAUGUCAUCCAGACAAACUUUGAGGCGAGGAGUCAAGCGACGGGAGAGCCAGGUUGAGGAUGAGGAGGCCCGCGCCAGACGAGAAUAUUACGAUUACCACAGCGACAGCGAACCGGAACUCGACGCUGAUGAGCUGGAGGCCGAUCGCAGGGUGUUCAACAGUGUCACGGAGGAGGAGCGUCAAAAGGCGAGGGAACUCACGCGCCGUAUGGUGCUGAUCUGCGAGCAACACGCGGAAAAUGGGCCGAAGAUGCUGAAGCAGAUUCUGUGCGCGCUGGGGCCACUUAUCCCCGGCCUACCGAAGGAUCCCCGCACCGCAUUGGAGGAGUCCAUAGGGCCAUGGAGCAACGAGUCCAUCGAGAUGCAGGGAGGCGUUUACUGGCAUCGUGGUUUUGAAAACGGAAUACGUGCCAACAGAGCCACCGACCAAAAGGACCUCACAUUUGACAUUCAAGUCGAUGAAGUGUCGCUGGAACAGAUGACAAAACCGACAUUCUUAGCGUGGAUUAUCAUGGCUCGGCUGCACGAAGGCUCAAAACCACCGGGCGAGCCUUUUGUCGUCGGUGUGUUUUGUGGCGAUGCUGAGCCGCACUGUGAGGAGUUCCUGGGGCCGUUCAUCGAAGAGGCUGAACGGUUAUGCGAAGCACCACUGACGAUUAAUGGGGAUUCGGUAACCGUUAAACCACGAGUAGUAAUUACCGACGUUGCCGCACGGGCAUUUGUUAAAGGGACGGUCCAUCAGAGCAAUUACUACGGGUGCCCAAAGUGCACCAUAAAAGGAAAGUUUGUCUCUGGAUCCACCAUCACGUUCUUCGGCAAAAGGAACACCAACCCACGGACAAAUGAAGAGUUCCGGCGAGGAGUUUACGCAGGCACCCACCAAUUGGUGAGAGAUGAGAGAGAUGGGCAACCCUUUAUGACGCCUUUGGCGAGGUUGCCCAUAGACUUAGUCCAGAAUGUAAUUGUAGGCGAAAACCGACGUUUACUGCACAUCGGUGCUAUGAAAACUUUGUUUUUCGCGUUUGCCGAUGGUCUUGGUAAUAUCCAGGCCAUGGAACGACAACAUCGUGAACUUAUGGAGACCACAUUGCAUGGUUUCCGGUACCCUCACGAAAGGAAACAGCCAAACUAUGUAACCGAUAUUGCUAAGUGGCCGCACACCAUGUGGGGCUGCUUUUUAGACAUCGUAGGGGUCGUAAUACUGAAGCCAGCUAUAAAGGAACAGUACUACGACAACUAUUGUCGAUUGCAUUGGGCCGUUGCAAUUUGCAACAAUAGACGAUAUCGACAUUUGCUGAAUUACGCGCGGUUGUUGAUAGAGGAUUUUGUAAAAGAGCACCAAAAGUUGGUCGGCUAUGUGACGAGUACUUUUCACUGCCUCCUCCACCUAGUGGACGAGGUAGAAAUGUUUGGAGCCUUGCCACUACAGUCUGCGUACCCGUUUAAGGCCGCACAUAGUAACCUUAAACACAGAGUAGACGUCACAAAGCGCACACCGCCGGAGCAGCAGAUCGCGAGAGCCCUGUUACUCCGUGAGGCAGCGCGUCGUGGUGAGAAACCACUCCCUCUUAUUCCGAUCCCUACGAACGAUGACCUUAGGGUGGUAAUCCGAGAGAAAUUCGUGUUGAGAUGCGAAUCCAUUUCAGCAGACGAUAAAAACUCUUGGUUCUUGGCGCCGAACUCCGCAAGCGGCGGCCAAGUAGUUAAAUUUCUUAAAGCUUCGGCAGACCCCUUUACCGUGUAUGGGCAACCCCUUGCCGAGCAAACGACGAGUUACAAACAUCCAGUCAACGUGCCUGAUGGGUUGAACGUGUUUACCUCAAUCGACAAAACACAACUGCAGAACACAAAAGAAUAUCGCUUGAAGGAUAUGAUUUGUAAACUAUGUCCACUUAAUAUGCAGAGUUACACAGCGUUUGUGCCUCUGCCUGAAUCCUUUGCAGAGACCUAAGGAGAUUCUUAGACCUUUCACAAGAAGAACAAUUUUGUGAGCUUUCAAUUUCUCGCGCGGAGACACAAAAAACCAUUUUAAUAGGGUUCUUACGAAAAUGCAUUCACUUCAGUUCGGGUAACGACUCUCAAAUGAAAAACGUUUGGCUAAAUAAAUACGAAAC